AUGGAGACAGACGCGCCUCAGCCCGGCCUCGCCUCCCCGGACUCGCCGCACGACCCCUGCAAGAUGUUCAUCGGGGGACUUAGCUGGCAGACCACGCAGGAGGGCCUACGGGAAUACUUCGGCCAGUUCGGAGAAGUGAAGGAGUGUCUGGUGAUGCGGGACCCACUGACCAAGAGAUCCAGGGGCUUUGGCUUCGUCACUUUCGUGGACCAGGCAGGGGUGGAUAAGGUAUUGGCUCAAUCCAGGCACGAGCUGGACUCCAAAACGAUCGAUCCCAAGGUUGCAUUCCCUCGUCGAGCACAGCCCAAGAUGGUGACUCGGACCAAGAAGAUCUUUGUAGGGGGGCUGUCGGUGAACACCACAGUGGAAGAUGUGAAGCAAUAUUUUGAGCAGUUUGGGAAGGUGGAUGAUGCCAUGCUAAUGUUUGACAAAACCACCAAUCGACACCGAGGGUUUGGGUUUGUCACAUUUGAGAGUGAGGACAUUGUGGAGAAAGUCUGUGAGAUUCACUUCCAUGAGAUCAACAACAAGAUGGUAGAAUGUAAGAAAGCCCAGCCAAAGGAGGUGAUGUCGCCCACAGGCUCUGCCAGGGGGAGGUCCCGAGUCAUGCCCUAUGGGAUGGACGCUUUCAUGCUGGGCAUUGGCAUGUUGGGUUAUCCAGGUUUCCAAGCUGCAACCUACGCCAGCCGGAGUUACACAGGCAUUGCACCUGGCUAUACCUACCAGUUCCCUGAAUUCCGUGUAGAGCGGACCCCUCUCCCGAGCGCCCCCGUCCUCCCUGAGCUCACAGCUAUCCCACUCACCGCUUACGGACCGAUGGCCGCAGCAGCUGCAGCAGCCGCUGUUGUCCGAGGGACAGGAUCUCACCCCUGGGCGCUGGCUCCCCCUCCAGGUUCGACACCAAGCCGUACGGGGGGCUUCCUGGGCACCACGAGCCCUGGCCCGAUGGCCGAGCUCUAUGGGGCGGCCAACCAGGAUUCUGGGGUCAGCAGUUACAUCAGUGCCGCCAGCCCUGCCCCCAGCACUGGCUUUGGCCACAGCCUUGGGGGUCCCUUGAUUGCAACAGCGUUCACCAAUGGGUACCACUGAGUCAGGGGAUCAAGGAGGCAGGAGAGCCCUCAUCGGCAGCUGCCUGAGGACAGUGAGCUCGGACCUGCCCAGCCAAAGGGGAAAGGGGAAGGAGGCUCGGCCCAC
Molecule: messenger RNA, 1194 nt
Organism: Vombatus ursinus (common wombat)
Lineage: Eukaryota; Metazoa; Chordata; Mammalia; Diprotodontia; Vombatidae
Gene: MSI1
Product: musashi RNA binding protein 1
Exons: 15
Coding region: 1-1089 (362 amino acids)
Cellular component (GO): cytoplasm
Molecular function (GO): RNA binding
Source: RefSeq, a predicted model, not a curated record